AUGAUUGUGUUCCCUCCUCUCCAAGACCCUCUCAGCCGCAGACAGUUCCUGACCUCCAUCCCCAGAGUGCUUGCAGACAUCUACCACAGUCUGGGCACCCAACUCCCCGACGCAUUGGUGGCUGUUCUACCUGCUGACUUCUUCAGCGACGAGUCAGUUGCCAAGGACAGUGUUUCUCCUUCAGCAUCCUCACCUCCCCUCUCCACACACAGCCUGGUUUCGGUUGGCAAAGAUUGCCUGCAGGACCUGCGAAAUCGCUCAGCCAAAAAGAGGAGGACCGGUAUGCUGACUCGUCAUCGCAGUAUGACUGAAUCAUCACAGAGUCUUCGCCAAAUAGAAAUGCCCAAAAAGACGACAAGAGCUUCCAAAUCAAAGGUCUGUGUUGCUUUGGAGAAACCUGCUGCAGAACCACCACCUCAGAAACAAGAAACACAAGAGGUGACGAAGGUAAGAAGAAAUCUGUUCAACCAAGAGAUUGUUUCCCCUUCAAAGAAAGCCAAGCUUCCGAGGAGCAAGUCUGUGUCUGCUGUGGAAGGAUUAAAACGCAAGCGAUGCAGUGAAUCUGAAGAGAAGCACAAACUUCUAACAAAGAAAGUGUGUGAAACGCCCCUCCAUAAGCAAGUGUCCAGUCGCCUCCUAUACCAGCAGAAAAUGGGACGGAGGUCUGUCCCAUCUGAGGAGUGCAUUGUGGAAGAGUCACCAGUAAAACCUGCAGAAGACUUAAGAAGGAGCCCAAGGAUAAAGAAGUUUGCUAGAAGACACUCAAACACCUUCUACUCUAGUUCUCAACCACGCUCCCGUAACCUGGAGAGGGCGCUCUCUGCAUCCCAGCUUACACUCAGCGAUGGCAAAAUCACUGGGCUUAAUGUAAAAACAGUUCGGUCUCCCAUGCGUCUUCUUUUUGGGGCUGCCGAUUCCCCCAGUCGUCCUUCUGACCAGUCUUCUGCAACCAGGGCCACCAGGUCACGGCUGUCCACAGACUCUACUGUCUUUGAGAGUCCAAAUAAAACGCCAACAAAGUCACCUGGCAAACGUGGGAGGGCCAACCAUGAGAUCAGGACACCCAAGACCCCUCGAACCCCAGCGAGCCCCAAAACCCCACCUCUUUCCAGCAAGCGUGUUUUCUCAGUUGCAGAGAGCCCUGUAGCAGGCAGCUCUUGUGAGCUUGGUAUGGCUCUUAGGGGCAGUCCUUUCAGAUCUCCAGCAAGAAAGAGUCUUGUAGUAGAGACGCCUACUAAGCAAAGCCCUGUGAUGAGCCCACUGAAGGGUAUUCUCAGGACUCCAGUCAAAGCCUUGCUUGACUGCCGCGCCUCUUCUGGAUUACAUUUGCGCAAUAGCCCAGUUUCCAGGACUCCCAAGAAGAGCGUCACGUGGUCUCCAUCCCCUCGAAAAUAUAGAGUGGCAGAAAACAGCACUACUUUCAAGGUGCCAGAGUCUCCUCGUAUUGCAUCCCGGACUUCUCCGAGACUGGUGAAAACGCCCAACACGUUCAGCAGUCCUGUCAAAAGCACAAACACUAAAAGAGACAUUUUCAAGACCCUAGAAAAGGCAUGUCAAGUGUGCCCAGUAAGGGAUUCUGAAAAUGCAAAUAACAUUAUUUUGACAAAGGAAAGAAAUCUGAGGUCCUCUGAAAAACUUCACAAUAGGAUGAAAACACCUGGAAAAAGUGACACUGAUAGUCAACUGGAAACGCCUCUGCCACAAUCCACACUGCCCCUAGACCACUACACCUCACCUAAACUGAACUCUGGAACUCAAACCAGGACCCCCAGUCCUACUUGCCAAAUGAUUACUCGUUCUGGACGAACUCCAGGCAAAAGUUCAAACAGUGCAUCCCCGUGUAAGUCAGUAUUUACACCAGUAAGAGGUACCGCUGUUUCAAACGGAUCAGAUACUUCAGUAAAGUCUCCAACAAAGUCCCUGACAAGAACGAGGUCUGGUGAAGAUGCUAGAACCAGAUCCCAGUCUAGUGAAAAUGUUGCCUCCAAACUGAACACAGAAUCUGCUGACAACUGUGACCUUGUGGAAAGGAACAUGCAGUCAGAUACAAAGGAAGGGGUAUCGGCUGAACGUGCACAAACAUCUGAAACGGACUCUAGUUCACAUACAGAUUCACAGCAACUUGACACGUCACAAUUAAACUCUGAAUCCACAGAAGAUGAUAGUAUGGACAUUGUAGAUGCAGCAGUCGUAAAGACCCAGUUUAGUGGAGGUCUCAAGAUGAACAUUAGCUUUUCACGGAAGCAUUCAAAGUCCAGUGAAGACUUUUUGUCCGUUGCAGUGUCUCCUAAACCAUGUGUGCCACCCCAAGGCACACCUGCUAGGAGCUACGGCUUCCGGCAGACCCCGGACCGCCAACAGAGGGAGGCUGCUGCUCGUUUGGGGUACGGAAAUGAUUCCCCCCGAUUCUCAACCCCUAGGGGCCCAGCAAGACCCAGUCGAGAAAAGGGCAUGGGUACUCCGAACCCUCUGACCUACCAAGUAGAAAUGGAAAUGCAAACAUCAGGACUUCCCAAGCUCAAAAUCAAACGCACAGAUUCCAUGAAUGCCGGCGAUUUGACCUCAGGAGCUCAGAGCCCUUUGGUUGUUGUGAAACCUUCUCAGCUGGAAAGCCCCUUGGUUUUGUUCUCUAAGCACCGAGAUCCUGGAUGUGUCUCACCAUCUGUCUGUACUCAUGUCACCCCGGCUAAGAGCACACCUAGAAAAGGUGGAAGCGUCCAAACUUACAUCUGCCAAUCCUACACGCCUACACGCCAUCGUACAGGAACAGUGUCUCCGGUGGCAACUGCAGACAUCAUUCCCCUGACUCCUUCACCUCAAAGUGUAGGUAAGGCGACCCCGGACAACCUCAACAACUGGCCUCGCAGGAAGAGGGCUCAGAUCGAAGUGGUUGGAGGCAGGGAUCGUGGCCUGAAGGGGGAGCCUUUACUGGUGGAGUUGCUGGAGGAAGCUGAGCUUGGAGUUAGCAGAUUGCAGGAUGCUGAGGACAUUGACGAACCCUCAAACAACAAAGCUGCAAUAUUAACUUUGACUUCCAAACGGUCACCCUCAUAUGGAGCAGAUGCAUCUCCUCUUUCUCCAAUGGAAGACUUGUACUGGAUAGAGAAGCUGGCUCAGCAGAACGACUGUGCCGAUCCCCAGAGAGCAGAAGAAGAAAUCAUCUGGGCUGCUGCAAACGGAGAUGGGGAGUCAUUAGCUACUCCUCCCAGCUCAAAGGUGAGGAAGCCGGUGACGGCGAGUGGGAUUCUGGCCCUCACUCACUCUCCAUUGUUGUUCAAGGGAAAAACGGGCUCUGCUAGUAAGAGAGAGACACAUUUUAAAGAUGAGGCUGCAUCGGGGAGGAGGAUAGAAGUUGAUGCAGUGGACCUCUCUCCCUUCAGCCAGCCGGUCACACGCUCAAACACGGGGAAGACCUAUAGCAGGAAGAGACUGCUUCACUGAACCACAAAUCCGCCUGGCAAGCAAAGCAAAAAGAUGGUCCCUUCUGUGUGUUACUGUGAAGUUGCGAGCAUUUUUUAGCCAUUUUGUCAGGAGUGCUUUUUAUGGCAGAUCUGAAAGAUGCCUUUCAAGCACCACUUGAUGAAUGAAUGUCCCUUUCAGUCGCAUCAAUCACAUUUCUGUUGUAACGUGCGGCUUUUGUUUUAAUCAGGACAUUUUAAGAUUAAUAGGUAGGUUUAGCAUGGAGUUGAAAAGCUAUGCAGUUCUACUGUGAUGUUUAAAAUUGUUUGUAUUAAUGACUUUAUCAUUCAAAGUGUGCCAUGUUUUCUUCAUGGGUUCUUUGAAACGGUGACUUUAUAUGUCAUCGUUUUUUAAAAAUUGUGAUCAGCCAUUUUACAAUCAAGUCUAAAGCCUACAUUUGUUGAUAUAAAUACUAUUCAUGUUUAUUUAUUAGUUUGUUUGUUCUUGUCAUAACUUGCUUUUACACAGAAAGGAAGGCCUAAUGAUUGCAUCAUAUUGUAAAUAGCUCAUGUUUCCAAAGUUUAUGUAAAUAAAUAUCAGUUUUCAGAAUGAA
Micropterus dolomieu (smallmouth bass) is the source of this 4012-nucleotide messenger RNA. It is a transcript of the gene ticrr, whose product is annotated as TopBP1-interacting, checkpoint, and replication regulator. Gene Ontology annotation, cellular component: nucleus. NCBI's taxonomy places the organism in Eukaryota, Metazoa, Chordata, Actinopteri, Centrarchiformes, Centrarchidae. Gene Ontology annotation, biological process: mitotic DNA replication checkpoint signaling; DNA replication; response to ionizing radiation. Bases 1 to 3441 code for a protein of 1146 amino acids. The transcript has 11 exons. The record is from RefSeq and is a predicted model, not a curated record. Gene Ontology annotation, molecular function: chromatin binding.